Rhipicephalus sanguineus (brown dog tick) is the source of this 1435-nucleotide messenger RNA. RefSeq lists its product as uncharacterized. Gene Ontology annotation, molecular function: sequence-specific DNA binding. Bases 177 to 1148 code for a protein of 323 amino acids. Lineage: Eukaryota; Metazoa; Arthropoda; Arachnida; Ixodida; Ixodidae. The record is from RefSeq and is a predicted model, not a curated record. The transcript has a single exon.
GCCGCCGGCUUCCCGCCACUUCCCGCGGUAGCGUCGAAUGUUUUUGUUGGUGUUCGCUUGCGCAGACCACAGCGGCGGGAACUUCAACGUUAGAUUUCGGUCAUCGCAAAUUGUAUUUCACAUGUGACACGACGAUCAAGCAUGCUUGAGUGAAUUAGCAGUUUAACAUAGUAAACAUGCCGACCUGCAGCGCGCCGGGCUGUCGAAGUGGCUAUGCUUCCGAGGAAAACACGUGCGAUCGGCGGCACUUCUUCAAACCCCCGAAUGACCCUGCAGUUCUCAAGGCCUGGACAGCUGCUAUUCCACGAAAAGCCUUCCAGGUGACAGUCAAGACCUACAUUUGCGACCUACAUUUCGAAUCCGAGGACAUAAUCUCUUGCUACGAGCACAUCGUAGGCGGAAACGUUGUCAAAAUUCCACGUGGUAGGUGGACACUUAAACCUGGUGCUGUUCCUCGAAUUUUUCCCAAUUCCUGCACACUUGUCCAAACCAGCGGCAUUAAAGCGCAAAGGAAACCCCCGAAACUUAGAGGAACCGCGAAUUUCGAGCGCCCUGUGUCGGCAAGUGGUGGCGAUGUGUCUGACGUUCACAUGGAUAACAGCGAUGUUGACGAAGCUACUGGCGUCCCCUCCGAUCCAGAGUUGUGUCCAGAGGUAGCAACUUGGUUCCCUGCAUUACAAGACCGAACAAAGUUCCAAUCCUGGAAUGUCGAGCUUAUCCAGGCAGAAGUUGUUCAAAACAAAGGUAUUGUCGAAAUCGACAAGGCAUUGGUGGUAACAAAAGACUUCACCGUUGUCCUCAGUUCUUGGGGGAAGCUUGUUCCCCCGUGCGCAUACAGCGAACAUGGUUUGGGAAGCCAGCUGAAACUCACGAGCCUGCAGAUGGUAUCAGCUUUUCUUAGUUAUGUUGAUCGCCUAAAAAUAUGCACGGGCUGUCAUAGCAGCUUAUUCCCUUCCAUUUCAACCGCAACAUCAGCCCUGAAGAUCCGGGACGUGUGGGGGAGCACUAAGUGUUUCGGGCUGUCCCGGGAAGACUUAUGCCCACCAUGCAAGAGCACAAGGAAGAAUCUGCGAGCACGAGAGAUGAAAAAAAAAGGAGAUAUCUACGAAACCAACGAGGCUUCACCAAAAAUUACGUUCGACUACUAAAAACCUAAGAAAGAGGGUUAUUAGGGCCACAGCUUUUCGAGAAAAAGCGAAGAACGACAUUCGAAAAAUGAAAACACAGCUUUCAAAAGUGUCUACCAGUCAAGUGGACGAACUCAUGACCGGCCUUCCUCCAGCACACAACUCGCUCUUCGUGCUGCGCUGAAAGCUUCAAAAGCGAAGUCAGCCAGAGGGAAGCGCUACGAAACCGAGUGGCUGAUGACUUGCCUGCUCCUUAAAAUAUCGAGCCCUGCUGCUUAUAGGCUGAUGUCAAAGAUGAACAUACUGCC